Molecule: messenger RNA, 1217 nt
Organism: Sorghum bicolor (sorghum)
Lineage: Eukaryota; Viridiplantae; Streptophyta; Magnoliopsida; Poales; Poaceae
Exons: 1
Coding region: 109-963 (284 amino acids)
Source: RefSeq, a predicted model, not a curated record
CACCACCACACAGCCGACGAGUAGCUCCGCGCCCCCACUUCCACCCAGUGCACGCACACGCACACGCAGCCGCGGCCAGUCAGCUAGCAGCCGCAGUCAGCCCACCCCAUGUCCGCAAUGGCAACGGCGCCACCUUCCCCAGCCCCGCGCCUCGACUCCGUGCUCAGCUUCAGCGACGCCCCGGCCUCGCCGGCCCCGGCCGAGGCCGCCGCCACGCUCGCCUUCUCCGACGCCGGCAGCGGCAGCGACACCGACGCCGAGGACGACGCCGACUUCGAGUUCGCGUUCGCGCCGCCGCUGUCGCCGCGCGCCGGGGCCUACCCCGCGCUGGCGCCGGCCGACGACCUCUUCGCGCACGGCCGCAUCAUCGCGGCAUACCCGCUCUUUGACCGCCACCUCGUCAACGACGAGGCGUCGUCAUCGUUGUCGCCGCCGUCGGACCUACACCAGCAGGCGUCCACGGCGCCGCCGUCGCCGGACACGUACUGCGCGUGGGCGCCGCGGUCCGCGCCGGGGUCGCCGUCGCGGGAUUACCCCCCGCCGGCUGCGGCGGCGGCGGCGUUCCCCAAAUCGUCCUCCACCGGUGAGGCACGCCGCUUCUGGCGCCUGCGGGACCUCGUUUCCGGCGGCGGCGGCCGCUCCCACAGUGACGGCAAGGAGAAGUUCGUCUUCCUGCAACCCAGCUCCAGUCCCGCCACCAAGGCCGCGGCGGCGCCCCUGCAGAAGCAGGGGAAGAAGAAGACGAAGGGUAGCACCGGCAACGGCAAGGCCGCUGGGGCCACCGAGAUGGACAUGGCCACCGCGCACAGGCUCUUCUACGGCAAGCCUGCCGCCGCCGGCGCCGCCGCGCUCGCCAGCGACAGGACCAAGCAGCAGCAGCAGUCGUACCUACCCUACCGCCCCUCCAUCGUCGGCUUCUUCACCACCGCGCACGCGCUCGGCCGCUCGCACCACCCCUACUAGCUUAGCGUAGCUACCCGCCGCCGGCGAUCACCACCAAGCUGAUCUCCGAAGAAAAAGAAAAAAAGAUUCUUUCGUUCAUAGUAAAUACUACAGUUCCUGCUAGCAGCUAUGGUUAAUUCCAUAUUUCCGUCCAAUUUGUUCAUCAGCUGUUCUUUUUUCGCCGUGCAUUCCAAUCCUGUGAAUACAAAAAAAAGAAAGAAAGAAAAGAAUUGCGCGCCAUUGUUGACUCUGAAUUCGUCGUAUAUUACAAUAUA